Molecule: messenger RNA, 4621 nt
Organism: Lates calcarifer (barramundi perch)
Lineage: Eukaryota; Metazoa; Chordata; Actinopteri; Centropomidae
Gene: trpm4a
Product: transient receptor potential cation channel, subfamily M, member 4a
Exons: 28
Coding region: 102-3899 (1265 amino acids)
Biological process (GO): calcium ion transmembrane transport
Cellular component (GO): membrane
Molecular function (GO): calcium-activated cation channel activity; ligand-gated calcium channel activity
Source: RefSeq, a predicted model, not a curated record
GAGCGGUUUUACUCCGUCCUGUGGGUGCAGCUGUGGGUGGAGCAGCAGGACGCUCCGCCGCUCUGCUGCUCUCCGCUCUCAGUGUGUGGACGGACCGCAGGAUGAGGCAGAUGGAUAAAGAGAGGGACGAAGGAGGAGGAGGAGGAGGAGGAGGAGGAGAUGUUGAAGUUGGUAGCGCCAAAGAGAAGGAUCAGAGCUGGAUUCCCAAGAUCAUCAAGAAGCGAGUGUGCACCACUUUUGUUGAAGACUCUUUCAGUAAUGGAGCGUUGUGUCAGUGUGGAGGUGUGCGGGAGGGACAUGACUCUGUGGCAACAGGGGACUACUUUGGAGCAGCUAUUGUCACCCAGUGGGACAGCAGACAGCACUCCUCCGAGUGUCCCACUGAUGCCUAUGGAGAGCUGGAGUUUGCUGGUGCUGGACGCCGACACAGUCAUUUUCUGCGGCUGUCAUGUGACACGUCACCUCAGAUCAUCUACACCCUGAUGACAGCGCACUGGGGCCUGCCCUCACCCAACUUGGUGGUGUCGGUGGUGGGGGGCGAGGGCCACGAGAAGAUCAAGACAUGGGUGAGAGAUGUCCUGAGAAAUGGCCUGGUCAGAGCUGCACAGAGCACAGGGGCCUGGAUCUUGACGGGUGGUCUGAGGGAGGGUGUGUCCCGCUGUGUGGGUGAGGCAGUCAGGGACCACGCAGCUGCAGCUCCAGCUCUCUCCCGGAAGAAAGUGAUCGCUGUGGGACUGGCUUCCUGGGGCCUGGUGCACAACAGGCAGCAGCUGGUCAACACCCAGGGGAGUUUCCCCGCUCGAUACUACGUCCAGAACACGUCACGUGACUCCUGCUGCCUGGACAGCAACUACCAGGCUUUCCUCCUGGUGGAUGAUGGGAGUGUUGGCCGUCGCGGGGGAGAGGCAGCCUUUCGUGCCGGUCUGGAGGACUACAUUUCCCAUCAGCGCACUGGCAUUUGGGGCAGUGGCAGCAUUGAAAUCCCAGUGCUAUGUAUGCUCAUCUCAGGAAACUCCAACAUGCUGGAGAGAUUAGAUGCCUCUCUGAAGAAAGCUACACCCUGGCUGGUUCUUGCUGGUUCUGGUCCGGCUGCAGACCUCAUCAGUGAGCUGCUGGACAAUCUCUCCCCCGUUUCCCUCAGUCCCACCUCUCCCCCAGUGGAGGGAGAGGCUGCUCAGGGUCUCAGCACAGAGCACCGUGACAGGGUCCGCGACAAGGUCCGGAAACACUUCCCAGCUGAGGCUGAGCUGGAGAAACUGGUGGACAAUGCUCUGAGUAUCUAUCAGAACAGAGAGCUCAUCACUAUUUUCCAUGGAGAACAGGAGGGUUCUGAUGAUUUUGAUACAGUUAUUCUCAAAGCCCUCGUUAGAGCCAGUAAACGUGUCUCCAGUGAAGCCAGUGAGUGCACUGAAGAGCUGAAACUGGCAGUGGCCUGGAACAGAGUGGACAUCGCCAAAGCUGAGCUCUUCAACGGAGACAUACAGUGGAAGUACGAGGACCUGGAAGACUCCAUGACAGAUGCACUGAUCAAUGACAAGCCCCAGUUUGUGCGUCUCUUCUGUGAGAAUGGUCUGAAUAUCCUGGACUACCUGACGUACAGGCGCCUGGAGAGCCUGUACCGGUCGCUGUCAGACAGCUCUCUGGCCUACAUGCUGCUACAGAGGCGUCUGAGCGAGAGGCAAGGCCUGGCUGGAUCCCUUCCUAGCCUGGACAGACCUCUGUCAGGACCUCUGAAGAGUCCCCAGAGUGCACUAACUGGACCCGCCUCAGCGAUGGAGCUCAGCCUGUACGAGGUAUCUCGCCUGCUGUGGGACCUGUUGGGUGAUGUCUGUCAGCCUUUCUACUAUGCACCCCUGGGCCUGGACCACAGCACCAGCACCAGGAGGAGUCUCAAGCUCAUCAAUAAGAUGCUGUUGGGGGUGUGUACGUACCGGGACCAGCGCUGCCUCUCACCCUGGGCGGCUCUCUUCAUCUGGGCUGUCUUACAGAACCGCAGAGAAAUGGCUGUUUACUUCUGGGAGAUGGCGGGGGAGUCUGUGCUCAGUGCUCUGGGAGGCUGUAAGAUGCUGAGGGAGCUGUCAAAGCUGGAGAGUGAGACUGAGAACAAGCUGGCCAUGAAGGAACUGGCUCAGACGUUCGAGAACCUGGCCCUUGAUGUGUUUGGGGAGUGUUACCAGAACAGCGAGAGCCGCGCCUUCACUCUCCUUAUAAGGAAGUCUCCAGUGUGGGGCGGGGCUACCUGCCUACAGAUGGCCACUGCCGCUGACGCCCGGCUGUUUUUCAGCCAUGACGGUGUUCAGUCUCUGCUGUCUCAGAUCUGGUGGGGUGACAUGGAGAGGAGCACUGAGGUCUGGAAACUGGUUCUCACUUUCUUCCUGCCCCCCCUCCUCUACACAGACCUCAUCAGCUUCAGAGAACAAGAGGAGGAAGUGAAGUCUGAGGAGAUCUACCACGGCCGAGACACUGACAGUCUGGAUGGAAAUGACGCCACGGUCUUCUCCCUUGCUGACAUUAUACAGAACGAGGAAGAGGCUGAAGAGCUCAGGGCUCUGAAAGAAAACCUGAAAGACUCUUCACCAUCUAACUCUAAGAGACCAUUUAUUGUGUCACGGUGGAGACAGUUCUGGUUUGCCCCUGUCACCUCAUUCCUGGGCAACGUGCUGAUGUACUUCCUCUUCCUGUGCCUGUUUGCCUAUGUUCUGUUGAUGGACUUCAAGCCCCCGCCCCCUGAUGGUCCUUCAACUCUGGAGUUUGUGCUUUACUUUUGGGUUUUCACCUUAGUCUGUGAAGAGAUUCGCCAGACCUUCUUUGUGGGCAGCACCUUCCUGCUCCAGAGGAUGAGGAACUACAUCCAGGAUGUGUGGAACAAGUGUGAUCUCACAGCCAUCACUCUUUUCACUCUGGCUCUGUGCUGCAGAAUGUUUCCCUGGUCUUACGAGUUUGGCCGAGCUGUGAUGGCCAUAGAUUUUAUGGUCUUCACACUACGUCUGAUCCAUAUCUUUGCCAUCCACAAACAGCUCGGGCCCAAGAUCAUCAUUGUUGGCAAAAUGAUGAAGGAUGUUUUCUUCUUCCUGUUUUUUCUGGCUGUGUGGCUCAUGGCCUACGGAGUGGCCAAUCAGGCUCUCCUCUACUCGUAUGAUCCCCGUCCUAACUGGAUAUUCCGCCGAGUCUUCUACAGACCAUACCUGCACAUUUUUGGACAAAUACCCAUAAAUGAAAUGGAUGCUGACAAACUGGGUGAAGUAAACUGUACAGAUGAUGCUGCACGGAUUGAAGCAGGAGAGGAGCCCUGUAUGAGCACCUACGCCAACUGGCUGGUCGUCAUCCUCCUUGUCAUCUACCUGCUGUGCACCAACAUCGUCCUGGUCAACCUUCUCAUUGCUAUGUUCAGCUACACCUUCUCCAAAGUUCAGGAGCACAGUGAUAUCUACUGGAAGUUUCAGCGGUACAACCUGAUUGUGGAGUACCACUCCAGGCCCUGUCUGGCACCGCCCUUCAUCAUCAUUUCACACCUCCACCUCCUCAUCAAGAGAUACGUCCGCCGCAUCUCCUCAGUCAAGAGCAGACACUUUGUUCAGGAGCUGCGGGGCAGAAAGGCCAGCCGCCUCAACACAUGGGAGGCUAUCCAGAAAGAAAACCACCUCUCAGCUCAGAAUAAGCGGCAGAGGGAGACUGACACAGCUCGACUGAAGCGCACAUCUCUCAAGGUGGACAGUGUGUUGAAGCAGAUGGCAGAGAUCCGUGACCAUGACAGAAGGUUGCGGCUGCUGGAGACAGAGCUGGAGUACUGCUGCAGCGCCCUCUCCUGGAUGGCAGACGCUCUGUCUCAGAGUAAUCUGAUAAAGGCCGACCGCCCCCCUCCGCUCCUCAGAGAUCUGACUCCACUGUCUCCAAGCUGACCCUCCGACCUUCAGGAUCACACACACACACACACACACACACACACACCACACACACACACACACACUUUACUCAGGGCCAUUGUCAGAGCACCUUGUUGCCUUUUCAUUUCAUUUGUUUUAUUGUGUAUGAGGUGUACUGUGUAUUUUGAUUUGGACAAAUAAUAUGUUGUGUUAAAAGUAUCAUAUCACAUUUUACAGUAGUGGCAGUAUGCACUGCUGUCUGUUGUAGUGCCUGUUCGAUCUUACAUUUGGAGUCACCAAAGUCUGAAAGCCUUGAAGCUGUAACCUGUUUGCUACUGACCUAAGGCUUUUCAGCUUGACCCGCGCUCAUUAAAACUGUACUAAUUGACAUUUUUAUAUCAACAAUGGACCAAAUGACCGUUAUGGGAAGUUACAACUCUGCAGCUUUUUAGCCUCAUGGUCUUGGUUUCUGGUCCUCAGAGAAACUGCUGUGAAAAGCCACUGUCCUCUACCUGCUCAGCAGCAGGCAGCAGGAAGUGGUGGAGACCAAAAACUGAGCUGAAAUAUAGGGAAUACUGGACACAAUCACUACUGCACAUGAAUUAUCAUGUCUACCUGUUUGCUGACACAUUCACCAUAACAACUUUGUAAGGUGAUCAUAGUUUAAGUUCUGUUUGCAGCUUGGUCUGGACUGGACUGAAGCUGUUACAGCCUGAGUUGAAUCUAUAUUUGAAAUAAAGCUGCAAGUUACAAAAUGA